Perkinsus marinus ATCC 50983 is the source of this 687-nucleotide messenger RNA. RefSeq lists its product as hypothetical. The annotation marks the transcript as partial. The record is from RefSeq and is a predicted model, not a curated record. NCBI's taxonomy places the organism in Eukaryota, Perkinsozoa, Perkinsida, Perkinsidae. The transcript is spliced from 6 exons.
UCCAUCGCGAGUCCAACUCAGUCGGCGGUGUGCCCAAGUCUACCUCGUGGGAAGGCUUGACAGGAUCCCCCCGAAUGCACUAUCGAGUACCGUCAACCAGGAGGACCAAGACUAAGCCGGAAAUGGGCCGCCGUCAAGGAUCCCCGUCUCGGAAGCUUCCCUCCUGGGCCGAAAACUUGAUCGCAGACGAGCCGACUGAGCCCCCCAAGAUUCGACUCGGGGAGGCUGGCAGGAGUCGUUUAAAGGCUAUACUCUCUCAGAGUCUUCGCAACAACCCUGGUCUCCGGGCCGUAUGUAACAGCAUCGCUAGACUCAAGAGUGCUACGGUACAACAACUACUGCGUAUGGCAGAGGUAUGCGGGUGCAUGGACCAGGCCAUGGCUAUUGCUCGAGACUUCCACCGCACUAGAGCAAUUAAGAGCCGGAAGCCUCGAACCUCGCGGAGCAGUCAAUCAUCGAAUAGUAUGAUACAGUCGGCUUUCGGGGGAGUCCGUAGGGAUGAUGUCUCUACUGGUAAUACUGAGCUGCAUUCGACACGCAGCUGGAUGAGGACUUAGACCAGUGACAUAUCGAUUCAUGAGACUUGCUUCGAACGGGGCGACGCCUCUGCAUGGGUGCCACUUCCUAGUAUUGUUAUCUGGCGUGUUUUUCCAUUGCCAAUUUUACCAAGCCCUAAUUUGUUAUGGU